AUGUCUCGAGGGAGUGCCGCGGAGGCGCAAGUGGUCUCUGGAGACCAGACAACUGAAACUGCUGAUGAUGAGACACCGAAUAAAGAAGAGCUCGAGAUAGCUUGGCGUAUCGCUAGUCGCAAAACAAGCAAAAGCAAAUUUACGAAGAUCCGAAAUCGAAUUAUUUCGUUACUGGAGGAUGCCUCCGCUUCGUGUCGUGAGGUAGAACAGUUUUUCGCCGAGUUAAAAGAAUUAGAAGCGAAGCUAAAGAGACAUGCUUGAAGUUACGAUAUUUGUUUACAGUACUUAAAGCAGACGCUCGUGUGACUCAAUUAGACCAGUGGUUAGACAAGUUAUUUGACGAAGCUUUGGAGGUUAAAUCAGCUGUAGCUCGAUACUUGGACAAUCACUCUAGCAGUAGAAAUUCAUCUGUAAGAUCUAGCAAGAAAAGCGCCACUGUAAAAAGCAAGAUUUCGAAGUCUACGGAUAAACAACAAUCUGGUAAUUUAUUCGAAACAAUGAAGCAUGAAAUGCCUGAAUUGAAAUACCGACAAUGAAUCUAGAUUCAAUUGCCCAUCACAGAGAUAAAGCUAACCUAAAAGCUACUUCUAAGCGUGUUAUUCACCGACAGCAAGAAUUUCAAGACGAAGAGAAGAGCGAAAAAGUAUAAGAAAAAAGACAGCAGCCUCAGGGAAAAGUAAACCAGACAAUUAUCGUGAUACAGUUGACUGGGUUGAAUCACAGCAAAACAUUCGUGCAACAACAAAUGAAAGGUCACAACUUAACUCAAACUCGGACAGUGUAGAGAAAGAAAUACGUCAGUUAGAAGAAGAAAUUAAAACUAUCAGGGCUGCACGACAAGCUGUCAGUGAUCUUCAAAUGCCUGUAAUGACAAAUAGACAAACAAACGUAUCCUUACGUGACCACGAUAUGGUUAAACAAUCAAGUCAACCGAGAAGGGAAGCCGAAAACAACCUCGAAUUAUGGAGAGCUCUCAGAGACCAACGCUAGCGUCAAACACCUAUGAGAACAAAUCAGAGAAUAAAUACGUCUUUAACUGGUCCCUCAAAGGUCGAACUAUCUAGAUCUACACGAGCGGAUGAGGGGAACAGUAACAAGUUAUCAAACCAUUUAGAACGAAUUCAUUUACCAACAUUUUCUGGCGACAAAACCAAGUUUGAAGAAUGGAAAGCUCGAUUCACCGUGUGUGUUGAUAAAACUGACGCUUCAACAAUGCAUAAGUUAAUCCGUCUGCGGUCGCUUUUACGAGGGGAAGCGGAAGAACUUCUCGAAGAUCUUGGCUGGGAAAGCAGCGAUUAUUAUAGCGCGUGA
Molecule: messenger RNA, 1311 nt
Organism: Paramuricea clavata
Lineage: Eukaryota; Metazoa; Cnidaria; Anthozoa; Malacalcyonacea; Plexauridae
Source: the annotation of a GenBank genome assembly